UAUCUACCUAGCUUUCUUAUAGUUAUUGUCUCUAUCUUUUUCUAUCAUUCAUUAUCUAUUUCUUCAUCUAUCUAUCUCAAUCUUACAAUCUGUCUCACUAUCUCUGUCUGUCUCAUACAGCAGCUGUUUGUUUGCAUAUCUGUUGUGUCUGUCUGUCUGUCUGGCUGGCUGGCUGUGUUGCAAUGGCAACAAAACACAACCCAGACCCCAAUAAUCCCACAUCCAAAGAAGGGAAACGCAUGGCUCUUGAGCUGAAGCAUGAACACAUGCUAGCUGAAGCUAAGAAAGCAGCUGAGGAGAGGAAACGGGCACGCUCUGUAGGAGACACUUUACAGUCCCCUAAAAGGGGCUGUGUAGGACGUGGCAAGCCGAGAGGGAGGCGUGGAGGGCGACGCCAAGGCUCAGCUACAGUCACAUCCCCCCCGACUGAGGGCUUCCAGUCAUCCAGUGUGGAGGUUCUGCGUACUGAACCUUCAGCACAACAUGAAUUUGAAAAGAAUAUGGAGAGACUCUCUGACAUUCUUUCCUCAUGUCCUCCUCCUGAGCCUCAAAGAAGCUCUGCCUCAUCCUGGUCUUUUCGGCAGCAGAAAGCCUCAGAGCGCUGGAAAGAAGCGAGACCACACCACCUACAAUGCCUUCUAGAAAAAGAGGCUGUUGGUCAUCCCCUGUGUGGCCUCUGCCACGAGCCGGCUGUUAUUAGGUGUAGAGAGUGUCUCCCCGAGGAGUGGUUCUGUGGAGACUGUGAUGUACUUCAUCACAAGAAACAGCCACUCCACAACAGGGACAGUUUAAUUAAUGGGUUUUUUAAACCAAUUAGUCCAACAACGUGUGUUGUUAGAGUGGAAGGUGGAUAUGACACCCAUGACCAAGCUUGCAUAUUGCCAACUGUGAAGGCACCCAACUGCUCCUGUAAAGGCAAAAACGUCACUGUGGUACCAGGCAAACCAGUGAUUUUAAUUACCAUCAAUGGGCGUUAUGACUUGCAUCUGCCACUAUAUGUCUGUCAAACUUGCCAGCAGCAGUGGACCCCCGACUUGAAAGUCCUCCUUAAGAGUGGAUACUGGCCAGCUUCGGUCAGUAUUUCCACACUUUACACCUUGGACCUCAUGAGCUCCUUUGAAGAGCUCAAGGUCAUCUCUCCGGGAUUCUCCAGACAGGCCUUUGCAAAGCUGCUGGAGCAUCGCACAAAGUGUGGAGGAAGAUCUGGACCUGUCAACGGAGAUGCACUGCAGCGCAGCUUUCUGGAGUUCUCCUAUGCCUCGUAUGAGGAAGACCAGCUCUGCUGUGGUGCUCCUUUCAUCUGCCCUGCCUGCACGCCGGAGAUGUUGGCUGUUUCUGCCGAUGGAAACAGGAAGCUCUAUCGCUUUCGGCGAAGUGGAAGUUCUGAUGGCAGCGCCUUUUUUAAUGGGCUCUUUGUAGCAGAAGACAGCGUGGUGGCUGCAUUUGUCGACAAAAUACAGAGAUCACUGAAAAAUACCCAGGGAAGAGGCACAUGUGGGGACUCCCAGUGGACAGCAGCGAGGGAGACGUCAAGGAGGGCUUCUAAGCUGGAUGAAGAAGGGAUGGAGGUGGCUGUAUGUCGCCAUGGGUUUCUUUUGAAGGCCUUAAAUAUGUACAGGGGGGAGAUAUUCGCCUACCCCCUGUAUCUUCAAAAGGAACUCAUGCCAGCCAAAGCCAUGUUCUUCGCCAUGGAUGUGGCUUGCAAGUACUGGCCGUACAUGGAGAAAGCUGCAAGUGUCCUUCCUGCUCUCCAGGAGCUGACCACCAUGAAGCCAUUCCUCAGUGUAAUGCAUGCUCGAGCCCAUGCUACCAAAUGCGAGAUUAUAUGGAGUGGGAAGAACCAGGAGGGAGCAGGGAUGACCGCCGGGGAAGAGGUGGAGCAGGUCAACAGCUACCUGUCCCGUUGUGCCCUGACAACCAAAUACAUGUCCAAAGCAGCACGACUGGACAUGCUCACAGUGCAUGCUAUGGGAUGGAACAGGAAAAAAGGUGACUCCCUUCAUCAGGCACUUUCCACAAGAUAUGUGAAGACUAGUAAGAGGCUCCUGGAAGAGACUGCAAGUCUUGAGGAACUCAAGACGGAGCUACAUUGUGUCUCAGAUGACAUGGUGUCGACGUGGAUUUCCGACGUGAAGGAAUGGGCAUCUGACAGCAGCAAGCUCCGUCAUCGACUUCGAAGGAAGCUUGCAGACGACAAAAAGCGCCUUAACCAGGAGAUACUGAAGUACAACCAGCUGGUACACGACUCUGCCAGAGGCAUAGAUGUUGCUGCGGUGGAGCAUUCCCUCUCUGGAGGGAGCAUCAUGUCCGCGCUGUGGCCGUGGGAAGUUCAUGGCAUGGCUAACUUUACAGCCAAGAAAAAGAUACUGGAUCAAGUGAUGCUUACACGGAGACUGCAAGAGGAGAAAGGCAUCCUAUUGUUGGAGAUGGCGCAGCAUUGCACAUGGUUGCAGAACAUGGCAGUUGCUCUAAAAAAUAAGGUGGCUGAGGAAGAUGUAGACAAGGGGAAUGUAGGACUUGGGUGCACCCUAAGAAGGAAGCAUGCUGAGGCGUCGGAGAGGUUGCAGGUGGUACUGCAGCAGUACAAGACUGCUUUAGGUCCUGAUGCUUCUUUCCUUCAACAUGAAGAGGAAAGUCAAAGUGGCCUAAGCAGUCCAGACACCAGUGAGGAUGAAGGAAACAUCAUUUAG
This is a messenger RNA of Trematomus bernacchii (emerald rockcod), 2690 nucleotides long. RefSeq lists its product as uncharacterized. NCBI's taxonomy places the organism in Eukaryota, Metazoa, Chordata, Actinopteri, Perciformes, Nototheniidae. The coding region runs from base 183 to 2690 and encodes 835 amino acids. The record is from RefSeq and is a predicted model, not a curated record. The transcript has 16 exons.